UGUUGCGCGAUUUUUAACAGAAUGUUCGAAAAAGUAGGGGGUAGGAGUAACAGGUUAAUAUCCUCUCUGUUAUUUCUAGAUUCUGAAGAGCUUGGUGUGAUUUGCCAACGUGAACUCAAAUAUAAUCUAAAGAAGAAGUUUCAAUGUGUAUUUGAGGGGAUCGCUAAACAAGGAAACCCAACACUUCUCAAUAAGAUCUACACAGAGCUCUACAUCACAGAGGGUGGAACAGGAGAGAUCAAUAAUGAACAUGAGCUGAGACAGAUUGAGACAACAACCAGGAAACAAGCAAGACCAGAGACUGCAAUCAAAUGUAACGACAUCUUCAAACCCUUAACUGGACAAGACAAACUUAUCAGAACUGUGCUGACAAAGGGAGUCGCUGGCAUUGGAAAAACAGUCUCUGUGCAGAAGUUCAUUCUGGACUGGGCUGAAGGAAAAGCAAAUCAGGAUGUCCAAUUUGUAUUUUCAUUCCCUUUUCGGGAGCUGAAUAUGAUGAAAGAGGACAAAUACACUUUCAUCAAACUUCUUAAUCACUUCUCAAUGGAAACCAAACAAUCAAGAAUCUCCAAUUACGACAAGUACAAAGUUCUGUUCAUCUUUGAUGGUCUGGAUGAGUGCCGACUGCCCCUAGACUUCCAGAAGAACAAGAUCUGUUGUGACGUCACAGAGUCAACCUGGAUGUUCUGGAUGUUCUGCUGACAAAUCUCAUCAAGGGAAAUCUGCUUCACUCUGCUCUCCUCUGGAUAACUACCCGACCUGCAGCAGCCAAUAAGAUCCCUUCAGGAUGUGUUGACCAGGUGACCGAGGUACGAGGGUUCAGUGACCCACAGAAGGAGGAGUACUUCAGGAAGAGAUUCAGUGAUGAGGACCUGACCAGCAGAAUCAUCUCACACAUAAAGACAUCAAGGAGCCUCCACAUCAUGUGCCACAUUCCAGUCUUCUGUUGGAUUUCUGCUAUAGUCCUUGAACUCAUGCUGAAACAUAAGAGAGAAGAGAUGCACAAGACUCUGACUGAGAUGUACACACACCUUGUGGUGUUUCAUACCACACAGAAGAAUGAAAAGUAUUCUGGGAAAGAAGAGACAGGUCCACAAUGGAAUAAAGAGAGCAUUCUGUCACUGGGAAAACUGGCUUUUCAACAGCUUGUGAAUGGCAAUCUGAUUUUCUAUGAAGGAGACCUGAAAGAUGCUGGCAUUGAUGUCAAUGAAGCCUCAGUGUACUCAGGAUUGUGCACACAGCUCUUUAAAGAGGAAUGUGGGCUGUACCAGCACAAGGUGUACUGUUUUGUUCAUCUGAGCAUUCAGGAGUUUCUGGCUGCUGUAUAUGUGUUUCUCUCAUUCAUCAACAACAAUGAGAAUCUAAUGGCCGAACCGCAAACAAAGUCCAGCAUCUUUGCUUCGCUGUUCAGAGACAAGUCUGAAGUUACUGUCUACAGGAGUGCUGUGGAUAAAGCCUUACAAAGUGAGACGGGAAACCUGGACCUUUUCCUCCGCUUCCUUCUGGGCCUCUCACUGGAGUCCAAUCAGAAGCACUUACGAGGUCUACUGACAACGACAAGAAGCAGCUCAAAGACCCAUGGAGAAACAGUCAAGUACAUCAAAGAGAAGAUCAGGGAGAAUCCCUCUCCAGAGAGGAGCAUCAAUCUGUUCCACUGUCUGAAUGAACUGAAUGACCAUUCUCUAGUGGAGGAGAUCCAAAGCUACCUGAGAACAGGAAGUCUCUCUGGAGCCAAACUGUCACCUGCACAGUGGUCAGCUCUGGUCUUUGUGUUGUUGACUUCAGAAAAGGAGCUGGAUGUAUUUGACCUGAAGAAAUACUCCAGAUCAGAGGAAGGUCUUCUGAGGCUGCUGCCAGUGGUCAAAGCCUCCAAAGUUGUUCUGCUGUCAGGCUGUGGAGUCACAGAGGAAGGCUGUGCUUCUCUGGUCUCAGCUCUGGAGUCAAACCCCUCACACCUGAGAGAGCUGGAUCUGAGUAACAAUGACUUGAAGGAUUCAGGAGUGAAGCUGCUCUCUGCUGGACUGGGGAAUCCCCACUGUAAACUGGAGACUCUGAGGUCAGUAUUCCUGUAGUUGGUCAACUGCUAGUUGGUCAACUGCUUUACCCUGCUAGGUAAAGUCCCCCCAUAUCUCAGCUCGCUGGUCACCAUAGCAUCUCCCACCUGUAGCACACGCUCCAGCAGGUAUGUCUCUCUAGUCAUCCCCAAAACCAAUUCUUUCUUUGGCCGCCUCUCCUUCCAGUUCUCUGCUGCCAAUGACUGGAACGAACUACAAAAAUCUCUUAAAUUGGAAACACUUAUCUCCCUCACUAGCUUUAAGCACCAACUGUCAGAGCAUCUUACAGAUUACUGCACCUGUACAUAGCCCACCUAUAAUUUAGCCCAAC
Molecule: messenger RNA, 2385 nt
Organism: Oncorhynchus nerka (sockeye salmon)
Lineage: Eukaryota; Metazoa; Chordata; Actinopteri; Salmoniformes; Salmonidae
Product: protein NLRC3-like
Exons: 2
Coding region: 924-2072 (382 amino acids)
Biological process (GO): intracellular signal transduction
Molecular function (GO): protein binding
Source: RefSeq, a predicted model, not a curated record